GUAAAUCGCGCUAAGCUUGCGGCGCGUACCAACAGUGAAACCAGUUUAUUCACUGCGGAGCAUGUCAACAGGAAGUAGUUAAUGUUGGCGGCUUUGGGGGGAAUCGAGAAGGCUUUGGAAGACAAGAAGACCCCCAGCAAGAUGUCCGACUCCGGUGACAGACAAGGCAGGGUGAGGAAGAAGUCUGCUAAAGUUCUGGAGAUGGAGGAAUUUGAGGAAGCUGAGAAGAAACAGUUCACCAAGAAGGGAGCUGUGGACGCUUCCAAGGCAGUAAAGCCACCAACAGCUCCAACAGUAUCAACAGUGCCACCAGCACCGUCUACACCCAGUCCAACUGCCCCACCACCCGCAAAGAAGCAGAAAGUCAAGAUAGAGAAAGUAGAGGUGUCUCCCGUAGCUAAACCAUUGCCUGUAACGCCACCUCAGACGAAGAGCAGUCCGCAGGCUGCGAAGACAGGUCAGACACCCAGCAGUGUCAUCAAAUUCCUGCUGAGCUCGCCAGCUAUUCCCACCACUCCCUCUGUCAGCACGAAAGCUGUCACAAAGACUUCGCCCAAUUCAGAACUCAGCCCUGGGCAGGUAAGUCCAAAUGUGAAAAAAACAUUGAAAGCCAAAGUAAAACUGGAACCGGGUGGAAUUUUGUUGGAAGAUGACGAGGAAGAUAUGAUCCUCUCUGAACCAGUGCCAGAGCCUAUUAAACAGGAGGUGGAGAUUAAACCUAAAUUACUUCUGACACCCAAACCACAAAUUUCAACUGCUAUUCCUAUUGUUACUCCCCCUACUGCAUCAUCCAAGCCUAUAGAUGCCGCAGGGAGUAUGGACAGUUUAAAAAUGAAGCUGCUUCUAUCACCCAGGGAUAAAAAACCAAAGGCAUCAUUUGAACAAAUGUUGGAAUCGGGUAAUCAGGCCACAGCAUUAGCUUUAGCAAAGUCUGUUAAGAAGAAGAAAAAGAAGACAGUUGAUGCUAGUGCUGUUCCUAAAGAACCAGCUACUCCUAAACCUGUAGCUCCAGCUGAGAGUCCGAGUGCAUCGGAGGCCAUGCCCAACCUGGCUGCGCUGGUGACAUCCGGCAAGAAGAAGCACUCAAUCAAGAAGAAGAUCAAGCCUGCUCCGACUCCUGGACCGUCCACCCCCAGCAUGGACCCGACUCUGGCCGCUGCAUUUAACUCCAGCAAACUGAGUGACAGUCCCAUAGAUGUUGAGUAUGAACCAAACCUGGUCAUUGCCGAUGACGGAGAUAAAGUGAAAUCCAAGAAGAAGCUUACUGGAAGUGGUAGCAAGGCCAAGAAGAAGCAUGGUCAAGAAACGGGUAACGAAGGUUCCAAUCCGGCUCCACCAGAAGGAGACAUUGCUGCACUUGCUGCCAAGGUGAAGGUUGGAGACAAGAAAAGUGGGAAGAAGAAAGAAAAAGAGAAAGAGAAGGAAGAAUCCGACCUGCUUAGUAAGAAGCGGAAACGUCCACCCACAGCCUACACGCUGUACUGCAAUGCUCAUCGGGCGAAACUAGUAGCCGAAAACCCAGGCAUUGAUUUUGCUCAGAUUAGCAGGCGUCUUGGAGAGAUGUGGCAGACAUUAACAAAGAAAGAAAAAUGGUGUUGGAAAAGGAAAGCUAAGAAGAUGGCGGGGAAGGGCUCCACCCUCAUCAGCACAGGGAAGGGUAACAAGCCUAAACCUGCUGUGUCCACGCCCCCUGCCCCAGCCACACCCACUGCACCCACCCUGCCUGUUGCUAAGCCCAUGGUGCCACACCAGGGGGCCAGGAUAGCCAAGGCAUCAGGGGAGGAGUCUGCACUAAGUCCCAUCAAGGGGUUUGGAACGGAGCCUGUUGAUGUGGCUGCCCAUCUGAAGCUGCUGGGGGAGUCUCUCAGCAUCAUCGGGAUGCGGCUGCAGGAACACAAGGGUCUGAUAGCAGUGCAGGGUAGUAUGUCCGUGCUUCUAGACUCGCUUCUGUGCUCGUUCGGACCCCUUAUGUGUCUCACGCAGCAGGUACCGGAAAUCAACGGCUGUUCACGUCCCACACAUGGCAAAACACUGGAUAACAUUGCCUAUGUCAUGCCAGGACUAUGAUGUCUAGUGACUUGUAUCAUUGCCAAGUAAUGACAGACUUGUAUCAUUGCCCAGUGAUCACUGACAGACUUGUAUCCUUGCUAGGUGACUGACAGACGUGUUUCAUUACCAAGUGAUGACAGACUUGUAUCAUUACCAAGUGAUGACAAACUCGUAUCAUUGCCCAGUGAUGACAGACUUGUAUCAUUGCCCAGUGAUCACUGACAGACUUGCAUCCUUGCUAGGUGACUGACAGACAUGUAUCAUUACCAAGUGAUGACAGACUCGUAUCAUUGCCCAGUGAUGACAGACUUGUAUCCUUGCCCAGUGAUGACAGCCUUGUAUCAUUGUCAAGUGAUGACAGCCUUGUAUCAUUGCCAAGUAAUGAGACUCGUAUCAUUGCCCAGUGAUAACAGACUUGUAUCACUGCCCAGUGAUGACAGACUUGUAUCAUUGCCCAGUGAUGACAGCCUUGUAUCAUUGUCAAGUGAUGACAGACUUGUAUCAUUGCCCAGUGAUGAGAGACUUGUAUCACUGCCCAGUGAUGACAGACUUGUAUCAUUGCCCAGUGAUGACAGCCUUGUAUCAUUGUCAAGUGAUGACAGAUUUGUAUCCUUGCCCAGUGAUGACAGCCUUGUAUCAUUGUCAAGUGAUGACAGCCUUGUAUCAUUGCCCAGUGAUGAGACUCGUAUCAUUGCCCAGUGAUAACAGACUUGUAUCCUUGCCCAGUGAUGACAGCCUUGUAUCAUUGUCAAGUGAUGACAGACUUGUAUCACUGCCAAGUGAUGAGACUUGUAUCACUGCCCAGUGAUGACAGACUUGUAUCACUGCCCAGUGAUGACAGACUUGUAUCAUUGCCCAGUGAUGACAGACUUGUAUCAUUGCCCAGUGAUGACAGACUAAUAUCACUGCCCAGUGAUGACAAGACUUGUAUCAUAGCCAGUGAUGACAGGAGGUGUAAGGUGUGUCAAGUUCCUGUGAGUAAUUGGACAAUACACUGGGAAGAUAUGAGAGUAGUUAGUGAAAAAUAUGAAUGCGAUUUUACAACACGGAUACAAUGAGUGUAUGACAAUGAUAUAGCUGUUAUGCUGAGAUCAUCGCAUAGGCGUCCACCGUGUUCAUUAUGGCAUUGUACAUAACCAUGAUUUCCAUAGCUCUGACAAUUGAUUAAAAUCCUAUCGCUGAUUUAAAAUAGCAGGAAAUGCGGUUUGGUCAUUCUGUUUAUGGGCUUGAACAAUUUUGAAUGUGUACUGAAUGUGAAAAAGGCCUUUUUACGAAGAAGUGCUGGAUAACCUUGUUCGGGGAAUGUGGCCUGACUGUAGUAUCGCGAGCAAGGAAGCAGAAUGUAUUGUUAUAUAACAGUAUUGGGAUACAUCAUUGCAUCUUUCAGUUAAAUAUUCAAAUUUGAUCAUUCACAACUGGAAUAUCAAAAUUAUCAUAUUUUUUCAGUUGUGUGUAGGAAUGGCAGUUGGACACAGUGUUCAGGUACUGGAAGAGUAUGUCUCUUAUGUUAGCAUCUGGGUAAAUGAUUGUUGCAUCAAAGUGUACUAAUUGUUGAUUAAGAACAUCCAUCACAUUGUUGUCAUUUAUUUAUCAUAAUAAAUAAAAUAUCAUCAUUCUA
Messenger RNA from Haliotis rufescens (red abalone), 3667 nucleotides. Its product is annotated as HMG domain-containing protein 4-like. The transcript is spliced from 9 exons. The coding region runs from base 82 to 2067 and encodes 661 amino acids. NCBI's taxonomy places the organism in Eukaryota, Metazoa, Mollusca, Gastropoda, Lepetellida, Haliotidae. The record is from RefSeq and is a predicted model, not a curated record.